Papaver somniferum (opium poppy) is the source of this 2316-nucleotide messenger RNA. Its product is annotated as receptor protein kinase-like protein ZAR1. NCBI's taxonomy places the organism in Eukaryota, Viridiplantae, Streptophyta, Magnoliopsida, Ranunculales, Papaveraceae. Bases 208 to 2211 code for a protein of 667 amino acids. The record is from RefSeq and is a predicted model, not a curated record. Gene Ontology annotation, molecular function: ATP binding; protein binding; protein kinase activity. Gene Ontology annotation, biological process: protein phosphorylation. The transcript is spliced from 2 exons.
CAUGUUACCAGUAAGUUAAAAAAAGUGCCAUUCUUUUGAAAUUGGAUACACAUCCAUUACCUUUAAUACUACCUCGAGAACAACAGAAAAACUGAAGACACUGGUGAGUGGUAAAUCAACCCACCGCACCACCACUAAACUAAAAGUACCAAGAGCCAAAAACCCACCUACGGAGAGAGGGAGAGGUUACGAGUUACCACUCACAAUAUGUUCCUGCAAUUUCUCGUUGCAGACAACAGAGAAGAAAAAAAAAUGGGGUUUAUUUUUCUAGUUGUUGUACUAGUAUUGUUCCAGGGGUUUCUUAUUUCUCCGAUUUCUUGUCUCCUCAACUCCGAUGGUUUGUCACUUCUUGCCUUAAAAGCAUCUAUCUCGACUGACCCAUAUCAUACUCUAAAAUCCUGGUUAGAAUCUGAUGAAACUCCAUGUAAGUGGUAUGGUAUAACUUGUAAUAUCCAAAACAGAGUUACACAAGUUUACCUUCCUAACAAAGGUUUUAAUGGUUACAUACCUUCUGAACUAGGAGCUUUAACAUCUCUACAAAACCUAUCUCUCUCUACUAAUAACUUCACUAACAUAAUCCCUCCUCGUUUAUUCAGUGCAACUUCACUUGUUUCUCUAGAUCUCUCUCACAACUCAUUUUCUGGAACUAUUAAUCCAAAUGAUAUCAAAAACUUAACAUUACUUUCUCAUCUUGAUCUUUCCUCAAAUCUACUAAAUGGGUCACUCCCUAACACGCUUACCCUGCUUCCACAAAUCUCAGGAACCUUAAAUCUAUCUUACAAUCGCUUCUCAGGUGAAGUUCCGCCGUCGUAUGGGGAGUUCCCUGUGACGGUGAGUUUGGAUCUCAGACAUAAUAAUCUCAGUGGAAAAAUCCCUCAAGUUGGAUCACUAUUGAAUCAGGGUCCCACAGCUUUCUCUGGAAACCCUAAUCUCUGUGGGUUUCCGUUAUCUAUUCAAUGUCCUGAAGCUGCUGGAGAAGAUCCUAGAGUCCCAUUAAGCCCUGAUCAAAACCCAAACCCUAAUUAUUCUUCAACUGGAUCAAAUAUCUCGGGAAAGCCUAGAGGGAUUUCAGCAACAGUUCCUAUAAUUUCUGCAAUUUCUGUUCUUCUCGGAGUGUUCUCAAUUUCAGUAUGGCUGUUGAGGAAAAAAUGUGUCAAAGUGGAGGGCAAAAUGGGGAAAGAGAAAUGUGAUAAAGAGGAGGAGGAAGAAGAAGAUGAAGAAGGUCAAAAGGGAAAAUUCGUAGUGAUCGAUGAAGGGUUUAGUUUGGAAUUAGAAGAUUUGUUGAGGGCCUCAGCUUAUGUAGUAGGAAAAAGUAGGAGCGGAAUUGUGUAUAAAGUGGUGGCUGGGAGGUUUUCUGGUGUUACAGGAGUCGUUGUUGCAGUGAGACGCUUGAGUGAAGGUGGUGGAUUUUGGAGGUUUAAGGAGUUCAUAUCAGAGGUUGAGAUGAUUGGAAAGAUUAAACACCCUAAUAUCGUACGGCUGAGAGCUUAUUAUUUUGCUAGUGAUGAGAAAUUAUUGGUCUCUGAUUUCAUCUCGAAUGGUAGCUUGUACUCAGCAUUGCAUGGAGGACCUUCAAGUUCCUUGCCGCCGUUAUCAUGGUCUGCACGUUUGAAGAUCAUCCAAGGUUCUGCUCGUGGUCUUGCAUACAUUCAUGAGUGCAGCCCUCGAAAGUACGUCCACGGGAACAUUAAAUCAUCAAAAAUCCUUCUUGAUGAAGAUCUCCAUCCAUACAUUUCUGGUUUUGGACUCACCCGGCUCAUUUCAAGCACCAACAAAACCGCAGACCUCAAUGCCGAGAAGAAAAACUUGGCCCAGAAAGUAGUCAUCUCAGGAUUUGGCUCAAAAUCUCUGUCAUCUCCAACAUCAGUAUACUUGGCUCCUGAAGCUCAGGUUUCCAGCAGCAAAAUGUCUCAGAAAUGUGAUGUUUACUCUUUCGGGGUUGCGGUUUUGGAAACACUAACCGGUCGCCUUCCGGAUGUUGGUCCCGAAAAUGAUGAGAAGGGAUUGGAAAGUUUUGUGAGGAGAGCAUUCCAAGAGGAACGCCCAUUAUCGGAGAUUAUAGAUCCGGCACUCAUUCACGAAGUUUAUGCAAAGAAACAAGUACUUGCAGCAUUUCAUAUUGCUCUCAGUUGCACAGAAUUGGAUCCGGAGAUCCGACCAAGGAUGAGAUCUGUUUCAGAGAGUCUUGAUAGAAUUGGAUCUCCUCAUUGAAACCUUAGUUGGAGAAGUAAUAUGUUGCUCAUUUUGUUCCAGUAAUGUACAAACUGACUUGGUAGAUUGUUACUAUAUUUAUUCAAAUUUUCGAUAUUUACGCCU